AUGCAAGAUCGUCCAUCCAUUUGCAAGGUAUUCUAUCCAGAAGGCAAAAUCCUCAACCCAAAUGCAAGAUCUUCCAUCUAUUUCUCAUCCUCAUAUCUUCUAUCCACCUUCCAUCCACACGCCAUCCACGGCAAGAUCUUCAUCCAUCCAUCCACACCAAGAUCAUCCACUUUCCCCCCACACGCAAGAUCCACACGCAAGAUCAUCCACUUGCGAAAUCUCCCCACCCACACGCAAGAUCUUCCAUCCACCUCCAUCCACACGCAAGAUCAUCCACGAAAUCUCCCACCCACACGCAAGAUCUUCCAUCCACCUUCCACCCAUGCAAGAACAUCCACUUGCGAAUCUCCCACCCACACCAAGAUCUUCCAUUCCACACCUCCGCCCAACCACCACGCAAGAUUCCACCCACAACGCAAGAACAUCCACUUGCGAAAUCUCCCACCCACACGCAAAGAUCUUCCAAUCCACCUUCCAUCCACACGCAAGAUCAUCCACUUGCGAAAUCUCCCACCCACACGCAUAAGAUCUCCAUCCACCUUCCAUCCACACGCAAGAUCAUCACUUGCCGAAAUCUCCCACCCACACGCAAGAUCUUCCAUCCACCUUCCAUCCACACGCAAGAUCAUCCACUUGCGAAAUCUCCCACCACACGCAAGAUCUUUCCAUUCCCCCUUCACCCACACGCAAGAUCAUCCACUUGCGAAAAUCUCCACCCACACGCAAGAUUCCAUCCCCUUCCACCCACACGCCAUCCACGAAAUCUCCUCCACACCCACACGACUUGCGUUCCAUCCACCUUCCAAUCCACACGCAAGAUCAUCCACUUGCGAAAUUCUCCCACCCACACGCAAGAUCUUCCAUCCACCUCCAUCCACCCACACGCAAGAACAUCCACUUGCGAAAUCUCCCACCCACACGCAAGAUCUUCCAUCCCCUUCCACCCACACGCAAGAUCAUCCACUUGCGAAAAUCUCCCACCUCACACGCAAGAUCUUCCAUCCACCUUCCAUCCACACCAAGAUCAUCACUGCAAAUCUCCCCCACCCACAGCAGAUCUUCCAUCCACCUUCCAUCCCACACGCAAGAUCAUCCACGAAAUUUCCCACCCACACGCAAGAUCUUCCAUCCCCCUUCCACCCACACGCAAGCAACAUCCCACUUGCGAAAUCUCCACCCACACCCAAGAUCUUUCCACCUUCCCCACACGCAAGAUCCACUUGCGAAAUCUCCCACCCACACGCAAGAUCUUCCAUCCCCCUUCCACCCACACGCAAGAACAUCCACUUGCGAAAUCUCCCACCCACACGCAAGAAUCAUCCAUGCCACCUUCCACCCACACGCAAGAUCAUUCCACUUGCGAAAUCUCCCACCCACACGCAAGAUCUUCCAUCCACCUUCCACCACACGCAAGAACAUCCACCGAAAUUCUCCCACCCACACGCAGAAAAUCCACACACGCAAGAUCAUCCACUUGCGAAACUCCCACCCCACACGCAAGAUCUUCCAUCCACCUUCCACCACACGCAAGAACAUCCACUUGCGAAAUCUCCCACCCACACGCAAAGAUCUUCCAUCCACUUUCCAUCCACACGCAAGAUCAUCCACUUGCGAAAUCUCCCACCCACACGCAAGAUCUUCCAUCCCCUUCCACCACACGCAAGAACAUCCACUUGGAAAUCUCCACCCACACGCAAGAUCUUCCAUCCACCUUCCAAUCCACACGCACAAGAUCAAUCACUUGCGAAAUCUCCCACCCACACGCGCAAGAUCUAA
Molecule: messenger RNA, 1776 nt
Organism: Penaeus vannamei (Pacific white shrimp)
Lineage: Eukaryota; Metazoa; Arthropoda; Malacostraca; Decapoda; Penaeidae
Source: RefSeq, a predicted model, not a curated record